Molecule: messenger RNA, 1349 nt
Organism: Cherax quadricarinatus
Lineage: Eukaryota; Metazoa; Arthropoda; Malacostraca; Decapoda; Parastacidae
Source: RefSeq, a predicted model, not a curated record
AGCUGGACCAGCAUCUCUCAUUCUCCAGCUCACUCACCUGUCCACUCAACAUGAAGGUUCUGGUUCUGUUCGCCCUCGUGGCUGUCGCCGCCCCCAGGCCUCAGUCUGUCAACGUUUCUGGUCCAUUGGUGGAGCUGAAGCUUGUUUCCGGCUCACCAAGCGUGCCCAACACUGCUUCCUACUCUGUUGAUGCUGAGCCACAAGCUAAUCACCAGGUGCUCCUCUACCACUCGCAAUUCGCUCCUGGCGCCUUUCCCUACACCGCCUAUAGCGUCCCAUACACUUACACUGUCCCAGGUGUGAGCUCUAAGCUUACUCUUCCCCUUGUUGCUCGGGCCAGCAUCCCCAACGUGUAUUCAACCAUCACUCCAUACUCUGGCAUCUAUCACUCCGCUGAUAACCUUACCCUUCCUUACACCGGACUCUACCCACCUCUCUUAUCUAUUGUGAUAAGUCCCAAAUUAGAUAUAAAGGCGUAUGACUAAGGACUGAAAUGAAGGAUUUGAGAGCUGCUGGAUAACGACGCUUCUCCGUUGUUAAUUGGCUGAUGUUGGGACACACUCCGCAUCAACACGUUCCUUAAUUUAGAUAACAAAAGCGUCGAACCUCAUGUUUUCCAACUACGGUUAUCUUAGUGAGCUUCUGAGCUCGCUUGGCCAAGUAAAAGUCAAAGAGCCGGACUGCAGACGAAAAUUUGUCACUUUGAGCAGUUAUUACUAAGCCUGAUGGAUCUGAUCACAUGCUGACGAUGUCUGCUUGUUGAUUAAUAACCAGUCACUCUCCUCUUCUUGUCAAUUUUUUUUUUCAGAUUAUUUCAGAAAUAAAUACAUAAUUGGCUCAUGGGGAAAGAGUGCAUCUAAGUUCCUUAAGAAGCUAGGCGAAAGACUCAUCAGGGAAACUAGGGGUCCCAGGGCAGCUAGUUUACCGUUCCACAGAUUCAGCGCUGCUGUUCAGAGGGGUAACGUCAUGCUGUAUCUUGGGUACGUGCCCCAGCUCUAAGGAGAUGGAGGAGAUUUUCGAAUUAUAAUCAGUGACAAGCACGUAACAAUAUGUACUAGACAUGUAUCUCAUGUACACCUCAUGUACUGUGUAUGUCAUCGUUAUAUCAGCACUGUAUCUCUUAAAUCUUUUGUUCCAUAUUAUGUAAUAAAAUAUACCUAUUGGUAAAAAGGAAUGAAAAGAUGGGGUGGUAGGGGAAGUGGAAGAUUCAAACGGUUUCAGGAAGAAACCCAAUAUUCUUCCUUGAAGCCUUUUUAUCCACUUCUCAGAGGCUAUGGGUCCCACAAUUUGCACCAGAGGCGGACUUCUUCCUUUACACACACACACACACACACACACACACACACACA